AGUUACAUAUGCAUGUACACUAUAUUGCCAGAAGUAUUGGGCCAGUCCUCCAAAUCAUGUGAUUCAGGUGUUCCAAUCCCCUCCAUGGCCACAGGCAUGCAGACUGCUUCUACAAACAUUGGUGAAAGAAUGGGUCGCUCUCAGGAGCUCAGUGACUCCAAGCGUGGUCCCGUGAUAGGUUGUCACCUGUGCAAUAAGUCCAUCCGUGACAUUUCCUGGCUACUAAAUAUUCCACGCUCAACUGUUAGUGGGAUUAUACCAAAGUUAAAGCAACUGGGAACAACAGCAACUCAACCACCAAGUUGUAGGCUACGUAAAAUGACAGAGCGGGGUCAACGCAUGCUGAAGCGCACAGUGCGCAGAAGUCGCCAACUGUCUGCAGAGUCAAUAGCUAAAGACCUCCAAACUUGGUGUGGCCUUCAGAUGAGCCCAACAACGGUGCGUAGAGAGCUUCAUGGAAUGGGUUUCCAUGGCCAAGCAGCUGCAUCCAAGCCUUACAUCACCAAGUGCAAUGAAAGCGUUGGAUGCAGUGGUGUAAAGCAUGCCGCCACUGGACUCUAGAGCAGUGGAGACAUGUUCUCUGGAGUGACCAAUUAUGCUUCUCAGUCUGGCAAUCUGAUAGUCCUGUGUGGGUUUGGCAGUUUCCAGGAGAACGGUACUUG
This is a messenger RNA of Staurois parvus, 662 nucleotides long. Lineage: Eukaryota; Metazoa; Chordata; Amphibia; Anura; Ranidae. The record is from the annotation of a GenBank genome assembly.